This is a messenger RNA of Aspergillus heteromorphus CBS 117.55, 1291 nucleotides long. RefSeq names its product cytochrome c oxidase assembly protein COX14. The transcript is spliced from 3 exons. The record is from RefSeq and is a predicted model, not a curated record. NCBI's taxonomy places the organism in Eukaryota, Fungi, Ascomycota, Eurotiomycetes, Eurotiales, Aspergillaceae. Bases 1 to 792 code for a protein of 263 amino acids.
AUGUCCCGUUCCGCUGCCGACGCAACCCGCUUCACGGCCACCGGGCCCUACGCCCACUCCAAGCCCGGUUCUGCGGCCCCUUACAAGCUCCCCGACUUCAUGGCCAAGUCGGGCUCGAAAGGACAGGCCGGCCCGUCGGCCCCGACGACUCCCAAGGAGAAGGUCGAGCGGUUGCGAGCCCAGGCUCGCGCGGCCCGGAUAGCCCAGUCGACGUCGCGGGUGGAUCAAAUGGUUGAUUUCGGCCGUCGGUUUGCGAACAAGGCGCACAAGACGAUGGUUUACUCUUUGAUUGCUGCUUCGGGUGUUUGCGGUGUCCUUACGAUUUACUCCGUGUUCUCUCUCACCAUGUACAACCGCCGCCAGCGCGCUCUGUGGGUGGAGAAGGAGCUGCAGUCACUGGAGGACGCAAAGACGGCAUACGGCAGGGGCACCGCGACAACGGAGCAGCUGGAAAUGCUGAAGAACGAGAAGAUCGGCGAGAUCUUCCAGCGGAAGAAGGACGAGGAGAGGGCCCAGCGCCCGUGGAACAAGCUGAAGCGGUACAUGUUCAGUGGGAUGAAGGCGGACGAGACGCCCGAGGCGGCCCCCAACGGCAUCCCCGACAGCAUCAUUGCCGACACCAACAUCAACACCAAGCCCGGAGUCCUGGAGGCCCUGAACGCAAAGACGGCGGAGGACGCCAAGUCCGCUGCUGCCGCCCCGCAAGGACAGCUGGACGUCCUGGCUGAGAACGCCGAAACUGCCGCCAAGCAGACGACGCGAAGCUGGAAGAGCUGGCUCACCGGCCGGUGAGGAAGGAAGAGGGGACGGGUAAUCGAAGAAGGGAGGAACCCGGGAUGCUCGGAGAUGACGCGCGCCUAAUCUCAUGUUGGCAUGGCCAUCCUCGGGGCGUCCAUCCCCUUUCUGCAGUGGUUUGCAUGGCAUCGAUCGUUCUUCUUUCCGGUCUUCCGCAUCUGGGGUUGCGGCGUCUGUUGUAUUCGGGUGUCUUUUUCUGCUGUGCUCUUCUUCUUUGCGGGGACUUUCCUGGACCCUGUGUGUAUUACUGGGUUUGUGCUAUAUUGUUGUACAUAUACAUCUAUUUUCCAUCCGCUUGGUUUACAGCGUCGUCUCAGACCCCUUGUUCCACGCGCAAAAGUAAGCUCAUGCAUGGCACCCUCUCUCGGGGGUGAUGAAUUUACAGGUGCAGCCAGCCGCAGCCGCAGCCGCGAGUUACUCUUGAGAGAGAGAGAGAGAGAGAGAGAGAGAGAGAGAGAGAGAGAGGCAUGGAAACAAAUGUCCACAAUAAUGUUUC